AUGAGUACGAAAGAAGUGGCGGACCAUGGGACAAAGGCUAAUGUUAUCGUUGCGGUUCAGGCUUCGAUUUUGCUUUGUUUUGCCAUUGGAAGGUAGGUUACUGUAGUUUUUGGUAAAAUACGUCCAGAAAUUUGUUUUGGUUUGUACUUCAAAUAUGAACUUUAAUCUUUGUAUCAAUUUUAAACCAAUUUCAUUCAUUUACAGUAAAGAUAUACUUAAAAACAGUAAAGAUAUACCUAAAAUAAUAUUAUUUUUAAUUUUUUAAAAGCCAAAAAAAUUUUUUUUGUAAAAAAAAUAUUUCAGUAUCAUGAGCUGGAACGUUGUGAUAAUAACAAUAUCUGACCUUCACUUGGCUUUGGGAUCAAGGUCGAAUACGACUCAAGUUAAGGAAGAUACCACUUAUUUUCAAAGUGCUGGACUCAAAGUCUUUUAUGACCCUGUACAACAAGGAAUCUUGUAUGCUGGUAAGUAUAGUAUACAGAAUUGUAACCUCGAUUUAAUAAAAGAAAAUUUUAGAUUUUAAGGCAGGGAAACUUAAAGUAGUACAGUAAAUUAUUAUAAUAUAGCACAGUAUAGUACUAAGCACUACUACUUGUAAAAAAAGUAAAUUUUUUUAAAUUUGUGGUAUUUAGUGCCUAUAAAUAGCAUUAAAAUUUAGAAAUUUUUGUUUUUGAGUGCUUAGUACUAUAUAGGACCGAACAAACAAAAAUUUUUUUUGUUUUAUAGUGCUAUUCUGUACCAGUUAGCAUUAAAAUAUCUAAAAGCUUUAAUGUUAGAUAUUUGUGUUUUACAAGGUGCUAUUCAGUACUGAAAACACAAAAAUUUAAUUUUUAGUACUAUAUAGUACCAAAAAACCAAAAAAAUAUUUUUGAUGUUAUAUAGUACCAGCUAGUAAUAAAAAACAAAAAAAAGUUUAAUAUUAGAUAUUUCUGGUUUUUUAGGUACUAUUCGGUACUAAAAACAUAAAAAUUUUGAUUAUUUUAAUUUGGUACUAUUUACUAUAAUUGGUACUAAAUUAACAAUAAUUUCAUAUUUGUAUAAUACUAUUCUUUACUAUAAUCGACACAACUUUGCAGCCCCCCUAGUCAGCGGCCUAAUCUUUGCCUAUCCCAUUCAACGCUGCCUUUGCCAAUAUCAUGCUCGCUUUGUCUACAGUAUAAUCACAGCUGUCAGUAUCGUAUCAACAGCUGUUCAUCCCUUAAUGUUACCUGAAAACUUUUACUUGGUAGUACUUGUAAGACUAGUACAAGGUGUUGUGUUUGCUUUGGUCUUCCCUACCAUUGCCUACUUCAUAACAUACUGGUCGACUUUGGCCGAGAAUACGGUGUUUAUGAGUAUUUUUAUGGGAGUAGCACAACUGUCGGGUUUACUGAGUAUUCCGUUGAGCAGUUACUUUGUUAAACAUUACGGAUGGCCAUUGGCUUUCUAUGCUCAUGCUGGAAUCACUGGGUUGUUUUGGCUGAUAUGGACUUUUAAUUACCGGUAGGUUUGAAGUUGUAUUUGAAUUUUAAGAUUUGAAAAGUUAAGGUAUGUAGGUAAAGUAAGGCUUGGUAUAGUAAAAACCAGGGUCCUCAAGCCUUCUAACCGUCACUUUUUUCAGUGAAAACACAGUAUUCAGCAGAGCAAACCUAGCUAGAACAAAGCUAUCAUUCUCAACUAUGGCCUACCAUCUUCGUCAGACCAAUACCUGGGCAGUACUAUUUGCCACAGCUGCUAAUUGUACUCUAGUAGUGUUUGUAGUCCAAUUCUUACAGUUAUUCUUAAUGUCAGCUCACGGAGUUCGAAUGCAAAACGCCGGAGUCAUCGUUGGUGGUCUUAUAGCUUCGCAGGUAAGACAAUAUCCGAUAUAUUGGUCAUUAAGUAGGGUUGAAAUUGAAUUUUUAUUAAUUUUGAUAAAUUUAAGUUUGAAAAUUAAUAUAACGUAUUUUACUGUACUCUACCAAAUUUUACAUUUUCAGUUUUUUGUAAAAGUCAUAUCCGGCUUUUUGGUCCAAAAGAUGACGUUCAUGCCAUUAUCGUGGCGAAUUCGCUUUUUCAAUUCCAUAGCCUUCUUUGCACCAGCAGCACUAUUAGUCUGGGAUGCGACAGGGCUGAAGAGUGACCAAGCUAAAUUGCUUAGUAUUUUAUUGGUCUUUGUGGUUGGCGGAUUCAAUGCCGGAGGGUUUUUGAAAUCGCCAGCUUUUAUUCAACAAGGCGCUUGGAUCGUUGGGGCUGUUCAUGUAAGUUUCUAUACCAUUUUUGGACAUCCUUUUUGAUAAAAAAUGUAAAAAUUUGAUUAUAUAAGGUUUUUGUAGAAAACUUUGAAUUUUGGACGAAAUGUCACAAAGUUAUUGGAAAAAAAGACGAAGUGUCACAAAAUUAUCGGUUUCUAUUUUUUUGCCAAAAUCAAUUUUAAAGUUAAUUAGUUGACAGGUAUAACUCAUAAUAUAUAAAUUUAGGCAGUAAACGCUCUUGUAAGUAUUACUUUCUCCAUGGUCGUACCAAUUCUAGCUCCAAACGGCUCAUUCCACGAAUUUCAUUUUUGUUUUGUGAUUGUUGCCACAGCACUAACCGUUGGCAAUAUUUUAUUCUGUUUGCUAAGCCGUGCUGGUGAACCUAAUCAUACUGCAAGUAUGCUAACGAUCUCAACUAUAGCACCGUUUGGAGAUUUUUAA
Molecule: messenger RNA, 2654 nt
Organism: Bursaphelenchus okinawaensis
Lineage: Eukaryota; Metazoa; Nematoda; Chromadorea; Rhabditida; Aphelenchoididae
Source: the annotation of a GenBank genome assembly